This is a messenger RNA of Chrysoperla carnea, 5007 nucleotides long. Its product is annotated as neurexin-1. The coding region runs from base 316 to 4800 and encodes 1494 amino acids. NCBI's taxonomy places the organism in Eukaryota, Metazoa, Arthropoda, Insecta, Neuroptera, Chrysopidae. The record is from RefSeq and is a predicted model, not a curated record. The transcript is spliced from 19 exons.
UCCUUAGAAUUCGAAUUCAAAACAGAACAACCGAACGGUUUACUGUUAUAUACCGAUGAUGGGGGGACUUAUGAUUUCUUUGAAAUCAAAUUAGUUGAAGGUGCAUUACGAUUACGAUAUAAUUUAGGUGGAGGUGCACAAAUUAUUACCGUGGGACGUGACUUAAGUGAUGGACAUUGGCAUAAAGUAAGUGUUCAACGUCAAACUGAACAUACAUUACUAACUGUGGAUGGAAUUACCCAGAGCAAAACAUCACGUGGUAAAGAAUUUCAAUUUGGACGAUUUUUAACAAAUUCUGAUGUGUUUAUUGGUGGUAUGCCCGCGUUAUAUAAUAAUAAGUUAACAUUGUUAGCGUUACCGAGUGUAAUAUUUGAACCGCGUUUUGUUGGCUCUGUACGGAAUUUAGUUUAUGCGGAUCAAGAAUAUGGUGUACCACGGAGACAAGAAAUGCGACAUAAAGAAGGACGGGGUAGUACAACCGUUGAAGGUCAUCAAUCUACAGUUAGUAUGCGUGUCAAUGGUGGACCGGAUGCAUGCGAGGCACAUGAUCCAUGUUUACAUGGUGGAAUUUGUAUAUCAACCGAUAGUGGUCCAAUAUGUGAAUGUAGGAAUGUCGAAUAUGAGGGUACAUUCUGUGAAAAAGAUAAAGCACCAUCUGAAGCAGCAUUCCGUGGUACAGAAUUCCUCUCAUAUGACUUGAGCCAGACGGGUGGUGAACCUAUUGUAAGUGCUCAAGAUACCGUAUCGUUUUAUUUCAAGACUAGACAACCCAAUGGACUACUGUUUUAUACAGGGGAUGGAUCAGAUUAUUUAAAUCUGGCAAUAAAAGAUGGUGGUGUUAGUCUUACAAUGGGAUUAUCGAAUGGUAAACAAGAAAUGCAAAUCAAACCAAAUCGAGUACGAUUUGAUGACAAUCAAUGGCAUAAAGUCACUGUUCAUAGAAAAAUUCAAGAGAUAUCUCCCAUUACCAGCUUCUGUAGAUUAUCCGCUGUUGUUGAUGGCGUAUAUGCAGAUCAUUCACAUAUUGCUGGUAAAUUUACGAUGUUGUCAUCAAGUCGUGUUUAUGUGGGUGGUAGCAUAAACACACGUGCAUUACCUGGUUCACGUAUAAACAAAAAUUUUAUUGGAUGCUUAAGGAAAGUGGAAUUUGUUGCUGAUACAUUACGUUUAAAUUUAAUUGAUUUGGGUAAAGCCGGUAGUAAAUUAAUCACUAUUGCUGGAAAACUUGAUUUUAAAUGUCAGGAAGUGGAACUUGGUGAUCCGAUUACGUUUACAACAAGGGACGCACAUUUGGUAUUACCCGCAUGGAACGCAAAAAAAUCAGGGACUGUAUCAUUCAAAUUUCGUACAAAUGAACCCAAUGGUUUGAUUAUAUACAACAGUGGUAUCAGACCUCCUAGGUCGGAUUUAUUCGCUGUUGAAUUAUUGAAUGGCCAUAUCUACAUUCAUUUAGAUUUGGGUUCUGGUGGUGUUAAGGUACGAGGUUCUAGGAGGCGUGUUGAUGAUGGGGAAUGGCAUGAAUUCUCAUUACGACGUACAGGUCGUGAAGGUAGAAUUAUUGUUGAUAAUGUACCAGCGGAGUUUAUGACACCAGGGGACUCAAAUCAAUUAGAAUUAGAUGGAAGUAUGUACGUGGGUGGUACUGGAUCUCCUUUUACUUCGUUUCCAAUUCCACCUGCACUCUGGACAGGCGUUUUAAAGCAAGGUUUUGUGGGAUGCUUAAGAGAUUUAAAUAUUAAUGGGAAGCCAACUGAUUUGGCUUCGUAUGCAAAACAACAAGAUUCUGGCUCGGUUCGUACUUCAUGUCAUGUUCAUGGGUCACAAUGCACAAGUCGUCCAUGCCACAAUGGGGGUGUAUGUUCUGAAGGUUGGAAUCGCCAUAUUUGUGAUUGCACUGCAACAAAUUUUACGGGUCCUACAUGUGGAAAAGAAGCAGCAACACUACACUUUAAUGGGUCAAGUUAUUUUGUGGUUCGGUUACCAAAUGAAACACGAACACAAACUGAGGAAGUUGUGUUGCGUUUCCGCACUGCUCGUCCCUUAGCAUUUUUAAUGACAACGAGUUCCGAGGUGUCUGGUGAUCGAGUGGAACUAUCAGUGGCGGCGAGUCGUAUUAGACUAGCUGUACGAUUAGGAGGCCGUGAUAAAACGGUGUUGAUUGGCAGAAAUGUAAACGACAAUAAAUGGCACACAAUUCGUUAUUCAAGACGUGCAAGUAAUAUUAAACUACAAUUGGAUGGCGAAUCACCAGUUAGAGCAGAAACGAUUUUGGGUAAACAAAGUACAUUACAAUUUCGACAAAUUUAUUUGGGCGGGUUCGUCAACGAGGAAGAAGAGAAACGAAUGACAACACCUAUGCCCAAUUUAAUUGGAGCAUUACAACAAUUUUGGUUUAAUGGAGAGCCGUAUAUAGAAUUAGCCAAAGCUGCGGGACGAGAUCAGACAGUGGUAGCUGGAGCACCACAUAUUAAAUAUUCAGCUAAAUUUAUUCGCGCACAACAAGAGGUGCUGCACAGACCUUUUACAUUCAAAUCAAAGCAUACAUUCAUUGGUUUGCCGAUGAUCAAAGCCUACACAACAAUUAAUUUAGAUUUUAUGUUUCGUACAAAUGAGGCAAACGGUUUAAUAAUGUUUAACGGGGGUAAAAGGAAUGAUUUUUUGGCGGUCGAGUUAGUAGAUGGUCACAUUCAUUAUGCAUUUAAUUUUGAGGAAGGUUUAAUUCGUACCCAAGAUAAUAGUCCAAAACCUUUAAAUGAUAAUCGAUGGCAUUCAGUGAAUAUUCGACGUCCUUCGAGCAAACAACACACUUUGCUUGUUGAUGAUAUUUUAACUGUUACGGAAAGCCCUGGUAUCAAUGAACACAUUGACUUGGAUGGAAUUUUGUAUUUGGGUGGGGUGCAUAAAGAAAUGUAUCCGAUUUUAUCAAAGGAUAUGAUUGAAUCUAAACAUGGAUUUGAAGGUUGUUUAGCUGGUUUAGAUUUAAACGGAGAAUCUCCAAAUAUAUUAGAAGAUGCUGUCGUUCAUAGUUCACUGGUUUCGCCAGGAUGUGAAGCUGGACAACCGCAAAGAUGUAGUCAUAAUGUUUGUGCAAAUCGUGGGAUUUGUAUUCAACACGAACAUGGAUAUUCUUGUGACUGUGAUUUAACUUCAUAUACAGGACCGACAUGCUCUGAUGAAUCAGUGGCGUAUGAAUUUGGACCUAAUAAAGGUAUUAUUAAAUAUUCCUUCCCAACAGAUAAGCGGCCUGAUGUCAGUGAGCACACAGUAGCUCUCGGAUUUGUAACCACCCGUGCUGAUGCUAUUUUACUGCGAAUUUUAAGUUCAACAUCAAAAGAUUAUUUAGAAAUUGAAAUUGUUGAAGGAAAUAUUUUCAUAGUAUACAACCUUGGCAAUAAUGAUCAUCCUUUGGGUGAAAUUGGCGUAAAGGUUAACGAUAAUACAUAUCAUGUUGUACGAUUUAAACGAAUUGGAGCCAAUUCCACAUUACAAAUUGAUGACUACAAUGUGCAAGGAACCUGCCCAACGGGAGAGAAUUUAUUACAAGUGUUUAAUAGCCAAUCCAUGAUUGAAAUUGGAGGUAAAUGGAAUAAAGAGAAGAAACGAGUAGAAAGACCAUUUGCUGGUGUAAUUUCUGGUGUAGUUGUAAAUGGAAUGCGUAUUUUGGACUAUGCAGCUGAACAGAAUGAACAUAUUUCAAUGAUUGGAGAUGUACAAUUAGUAACAGGCAUACAGGACCGUAAUGACCAUUAUCAAAAAAUGCAACAAACUCCAUCAUCCAGUUUUUCGGACGUAAUGGAUGACUUGGUAUUUUCGGGAGCAGGAUCCGGAUUGGACUGUAACGCAGAUGAUGAAGACGAAUGUCCACCACCCAUAGACACUGGUUCCGGUGAUGACUUAGUUACGCCUGUAUAUGUUCCUCCCACAAGAUCCCCGACAACAACUCCUCGAAAUCAUGAAUCAAUUAAAGUAACAGGAAAACCGGGUAAACCAGGUGGUUGUAAUGACGAUGAUGAAGAUUGCGUCGAUGGAUCUGGUUCUGGAGAGCCUACUGAAGAAACUACACUUGGAACAGAAACUAUAGAUAAGACAUCAACUACUGCUAUUACAACACGUAUUACUGAUGGAAGCAGCACGACAGGCAUAGCCAUGUCAACCCCCCACUUCGGCACAUCUGGAGGAUCAACAGCAUAUGACCAUAGUGAUUUAACGACAACAACUCGUAUUACGGACACGUCUGUUAUAAUCCCUAGCGGAAGCGGAGGAAUGAAUUCAACGCAUCCAAUUUCAACCCACGAAACAGAUACAACAAUCUCAUUUGAUGUCUCCACAAAUGCAACAAGCGUAGGCGGUGGAAUAAGUAGCACAUUAACCACAGAACCAUCUUCAACAACUCUCUCCACAACACCAGAACCUCCACCAAUUAUUUAUAACCCUCCAUAUAUUGUAACAAUGCGUACACCACGCCGAAAUAAUGAGCGUAUUCAUUCUGAAACAGCAGAAAGUGUUGCUCUAAUUAUCGGUAUUGUUGCAGCGAUAUUAAUUGCAAUUGUAUUAAUCAUUAUAAUUGUAAUACGUUUUCGACCGGGUGGGGAAACUCGCUACAAAAUUGAUGAGAGCAAAGGUGGUUAUCAAGGACCUAAUGCAGCAUUGUUAGGUAAUGCGGGUAAUAGUAAUGGACAAACACAAUACCAAAUGAACGGUAGUGCUAAAAAUGGUACCGAUCGACAAAUGGGUGUCCCAUCAGAUCGACAGUUGAAAAAGAAACGCGACAGUAAAGACAUUAAAGAAUGGUACGUUUAAAACAUUCGCGCAUAUGCAUAAAGCGUUUAGUGAACAAUUUUUCGACAAUGGAUUUUUUUGUGGAAUGUAUAUUAUUGUCCGAGCCAAGUGAAAACAAAAAACGUUGUAACGAGUGUCUGUUAUAAAUGUGGAGGUGGGAAAAUAUUAAAUAAAAAAAAUAAAAACAAAAACGUUAAAUCCUACUGUUAAUUACUUAAUCUGCAAAUG